CAUGUAGUAAGUGGUUGGCGGAAGUACCCAGCAUUCACUAAAUGGUUGGCGGAAGUUCCCAGCAUUCACUAAAUGGUUGGCGGAAGUACCCAGCAUGUAGUAUGUGGUUGGCGGAAAGCAUGUCUACCGCUCACUCAGUAUUGUGGGUUAGGGCGGAUCUGUCAGCCAGGCCUGCUUCUUUCCGCCCGCUCUGUCCAGGCUCCCCCCCCGCUGUGACUCACCCGUUACCGGACGGGCUGGGUCCUGGAGAAAGAUGACACGGGCUCCUGACCAUCUUUAGGCGCCGAGCAAAUGUCUCUGGAGCGCGGUGACUGCCAGAAAGCCCGUCCGCGUCCCCAGCCGCCGCCAGCACCGCAGGAGGUGCAGGAGGAGGUGUCCUACCCAGAGUGGAUUAGCCAGAGCUACGUGGAGCUCAUGAGUCUAAACGAGCACUCGAUGCAGGCGCUGUCCUGGAGGAAGCUCUACCUGAGCCGAGCAAAGCUCAAAGCUUCCAGCCGGACCUCAGCGCUCCUCUCCGGCUUCGCCAUGGUGAGUAGGAAAGGCUGUGCCCGGGCACCUCCUGACCCUCUCUAUGGCACCUUCACUGGCAUAGCCGCAUGUACACUGCGGCUCCCACGCUGCCCAUCCAGCCUGUAAUCUAAUAGCUGGAAUGCCGCAAUCCCUAGAUCACCGCUCUGUGUGUGUGUGUGAGAUUCUAACUGAGAGCUGGAUUCAUCCUAGAAAUUGGUGUAUUUUUAGUUUUUUGAUCCAUUUCAUCAGUGCAGUAGCUGUUAUUCUGUUAUGAUAACUGAAUUAUUCUUUCUGUGCUAUAUUAUGGUAACUGUAGAGGAUAUAAGAAUGACUAUAGAAAUCAGUGUGUGUACAAUAUAUAAAUAUAUAUAUAUAUAUUUCCCUUUUUAUAUCAUAAUUUCCAUGGGCAGUGGCAACAAUAGUAGUAUUGUAUCUGUUCGUUGGUGCUUUUGACGAGUCAGAUCAGAAAUCUUUGGAGUCUAUGCAUAUAUACAUAUUUGGGCAAAUACCGGUAGUUAAUGUUUUUCCAUUUCAUUACUAAAGCCAUAUUUAACCAUGUUCCAGAAUUAAUUACCGUACCAUGGUGUUAUUACCAUUAUGUGAUAACGUUUAUAAGGCACAGGCGUCAUUUGGUUUUCUUGGAUGUCAUGGUGUAUUUGUUGUCUUGUUUUUUUUGGGGGGGGGGGGGUUUGGUUUGUUUUUCUCCCAUGUAUCACCUGAACUUGAAAAUAUUUGCAUUAUGCCAUAACAUUUGUCUACACUGCCAAUACAGGCAGCCUUGCUGUUGAUAGACAUCUAAAAAAAUAAACUAAAAAUUGAUGUGCUUACUGAUGCUUUAAAUAUGUUUGCUUCCACAGAUGGCAUAUAUACAUGUAGCCAUUGCCACAGUUUCUUGCUAUAUUUACAACGGUUCAUUGAUACCUUAACUUUUUAUUUUAUUGAAACAUUUCAUGUAAAAUUUUGUAGACUUUGUUAAACAAAUCUUGUUGAAAGUGAACAAAUGUAUCCCCCCCUCCCCCUCAUUUUUCCUUUUCUAUAAACUCAGACUAUAUUGUUUAAGUGAUUAUAUUAAAUCGUUAUGAAAUUGCGUAGUUAAAUUGUGCAUAAAUUGACUUGGCAUUCUUUUGUUUUCGCAGGAAAUGUACGUUUUAUUGGUGAAGUUUGUUGCAUCCCCAACAAGCUCUUCCUUCAGUACCCCCAAAGGAAGAUUAUUGCUAGAAGGCUUGUUAAUAAAACUGCUUAUUACACUAAAAUAGACUACUUAGAAUUUAUGGAUUUCAGCUCCAUUAAUUCUACCAAGUAGUGCGUCAGAAUGAAUGUUUGAGAAAAGUCCCUGAUUUGGAAUGCAUUCUUAUGCAGGCAUGGAAAUUUCCGCUAGUCUACUCCCUUUAAUCAUCCAAGAAACUAUAGCUAUUAUAGAUUCAUUGGUAAGGGAGUGUUAACCAGCUACACUAACUGCUUAACCUUUUGUGAAUUGCAGGGAGGGGGUGUAAAUUCAAAUAUAUGUUUGAAGAGUUACCUUUUUCAUUUCCACAAAAUCGGGUGGAAUGCCAACUUUAAUUCUCCAGAUCACCAACUCUUUCUUCUGGCAGGGAAAAUGCAAUGACAUUUAUAACAACCUGCUUAUAAAGCUUUAAUGCCAAUGAUACUGUAGAACUCAGUGUGUAGAAACUAUGUCAUGUUUCAUGGCAAAUACUCAAUUACCCCAAAUUUUGCACAGGUGUUUUUCUUUUUCUUUCUAUUUAAUAAUUUCACUGACUUGAAAGGGUACAGCUAAUAUAAAAAAAAAUUACGUUUGAGCUAAAGUUAGGUAUUGCAGUGUGUGUAAAAAGUGGACAUUUCUCGACUUGAGUAUGUGUCAACGCAUUCAUGACAAGUGUUUUCUCCCAGCUAGAUAAAUGAGAACAUGGAGUUUCAGUGUGUUCGAGUAUGUGGUGCAGAAGUGCACAGUUGUCUUAAAAUGAAUACUGAAAGCUGACUUAUUCAACAUCCCCCAUUGCCACUAUGACUGUGCAUUCUUAAUGCUCUUAUUAACUUUCCUUGCAGGAAACAUAUUUUUAGAUUCUUGUAUUUAAUCUACAUUUUUGACAUUGUGUUCUUUCUUCAGCCGACUUUUUCCCUCCCUCUAGCGUGGCCUGGUGUCCUAGACCCAGUUCUUGCUGCUAAGCCUCUGCAUAGUUUGGGAUUAUAAAUCAAGUAUUAAUAGAUUAGGAUGUUUCCACAGUGCUGUUUAGCUACUGAAUUUAAUUGGAUGACCUGUUGAAAGCCAUUUUUUUUUAAAAUAUUACAGUGUACACAUUGAGCCUUUUAUUUUUAUUUUUAGAAGGGAAAUUGGUUUAAAGGUUUGUGUAGUAGGUGAACAGGCAAGAGCACACAUGUAAAAUUGUGCCAGCUGGGUUGAAAGUCUAAAAGGCAAACUGAAUAUUUUAGUUCCAGUUCUCCUUUAUUCUACUUACCUGGGAAUUCAAUUAUCUGUUACAACAUAAGGUGUUUUGUAAUUGCUGACAUUAGUAUAUUGUCUCUCUAUUUAAAGUUCCUGUGUAAUGUAAUGUCGUUACUGAUUCUAGUUUGGCAUCCACACGAGCUACCAGCAGCUGUUCCAACUCUUGCUAUUUAUUUUGACUCAAGGUUAGGCUGUGCUGCACAUUUUAAUGAGUCCUAUGCUAUCAGUAUUGCAUACCAAGAUGAGAAAAGUCUUGCAUUUCAAAAGGGCGUGUAAAGUAACACUGACAAAAAUAUUAAUGCUGCAAUGGCAUGUUGAAGUUACAUGAAUUUACUGAACAAUAUAAUAGCCUGAGGAGUAGGUUUUGGCCUAAAGUGCACAGUUUAACAAGUAUUGCGCAAUAAAAUCUGUUUGUUUUGUAGGGUUGUAAGUACCUGAACUCCAAGUGACAGUGUACUUGCCUUUUCAGAUCAAACUAUAGUUUUUAUCUAAAUUCAAAGGUUUUAGAAACCUGAUCGUCAUGGGUGGGGGAAAUCAACUUACGUGCACAUGAGUCUUGAAAGUAAAAUGCAAACUUUAUGGCUAGGUUAGAGGUUAACGGCCACAAACAAUGUUAUUCUUGACAGGACUGUGUACGUAUUUUGGAUUGGAGGUUACAUAUUUUAGGUAUAGCAUUGCUUCAUACAGUAAUAUCAAAAUAGAGAAGCAUAGGGACCAUUACAGAGAGAAAAUAGAUAAUUGCAAAGAGCUGAAGUGGGAGGAUGGCAGUGUCAAUAAAUAAUAUAUUAAAUUCUUAUGAAAUGAGGGAUGGUCCUCAAUUUUUCUGUUUUCUAACUGCUGCAUGUUUCAAAGCUGCACACCCUUCACCAAUGGAGACAACUUCCUCUUACUGUAUUCUUGAAAUACUUUGCCCUGUUCUGAUGUUUAGGAUCUAAGGAGACGAGAAGAAAAUUACUUGGACCUCAUUAAGAUUUUGUGGUGUGCUCUGUGCACCACAAUGAAGAAUGUGAGAGCUGCCUGCUGUUUGUUGGAAGUCUUGAGAUUAUUUUAUUAUAUUGCAUGUCAAAUGAACACUCCAAGCACCAUUAAUACCAUUGUGGUGAUUAUGGUGCAUUUGACAAAUUAACUGGGACCCUGCAACAAAUGGUCUCCCAAAGAAGACAGGUGUCUAUACUGAGUUAAAGGAAUACUAUAGGGUCAGGAACACAAACCUGUAUUCCUGACCCUAUUGUGUUAAAACCACCAUUUAGGUGGCUUUCUCCCUGGAGGUAUCUCUAGGGGGCAAUGUAAACACCGCCUUUUCUUUGAAAAGGCAGUGUUUGCAUGAAAAUGCCAACAGGAAAUGAUUAUAAUGACCAGAACAACUACAUUAAGCCGUAGUUGUUCUGGUGACUAUAGUGUCCCUUUAAACCUGGCUGAUCAAAGACCACACUCGUUGCUUAGCGCAUUGGCAGUACCAGUAAGUGGCCGUCCCUAGCCUUUGGAGCUAACCUUAUUCUCCAGCAGGGAAUAUCUGAGAAGACACUCUGUGAGACUCUAAAACACUUUGACAGAGUACUCGGUGUGUGUGCCAGGACACUUCUGGCACUAUAACGUUGCAGUAGUUUUAGUAUGGUCCUUAAAGUGUUCCUUUAAAGAGAAUUUGUCAUGACUCUACUCAUUCCUCACUCAUGUGCAGCCAUUUAUUCACAGAGAUGGGUGUAACACUUCUGUGAUACACACCUCUAGUCCGCCCUCAUACCUCCUGCAUUCUUUUGCCCUGUUUCCUUUGCAGGCCUCUUCUGUGAUGCUGGCUUGAUUAUCAGCAUACUUACAUUGAACGGAUUGACGCCAGUUUCUCAUUUCCUUUACAACCAAGCCAGUGCUUGCAGCAUUGGCUAGUGAGUUACAAUAGCUUUUUAUCUGAGCUGCAUUUCAUGAGGUUUUGUUGACCCAAUAUAAAGGUGUCAUCAUUGUUUAGAAUGGAUGAAAGUGUUGGUGUCUUGUCAGUCAGGAUGUCUGCCAGUAAUUUAGUAUAGAUAUAUUUGAAAGUAAUAUUCCUUUGUAGUAAUCCUUUUGAUGCUUUACAUGUUAUCGCUGUGCGUAGCACAGAUCUGAAGAGAAUAGGAAGAAAAAAAGAAAAAAUCAGCGCUAGAUUGCCACACAAGAAAAUAAUAAUAAGGCUGCACUCCUCAAAGGGGAGUCCCCUAUAAUCCCCUGGUGAUAAGAAGAAAUACAAAAACAGAACAGUAAAAUAAGGUUGUGCCUAAAAUAUAUAAUAAAAUAUAUAAAAUAUUAAUAUAAAAUAAGUAGUUGGCAGUAGUCCAAAACACUUAUCAUAAGUCCGUAAUGGUCGUUGCCUCGUAUGGAUACAGGGAUUCUUGAGAUGUAAAACGAAGUGAGUCUUCACGAUUAUAUGCUUGGGAUCCAGUAGAGCAUAUGUUAAAAAAAAAAAAAAAAGACAGAAACAGGACUCCAAUGGCACAGUAUAUAGAUGAAUAAUAUAAUAAAAUAAAACCUAGCUCUGAUAUUGCGCACAUGAAGUGGAAUAAUCCCCACUCAAGGAUAUGCGGAGUGAUAUUUGAUUGGCGAAUAUCUGGCUCAAAAUUCGGUGUCCGAAUUAGUGUUAUUCAACCCAGAAAAAAAGCAUAAAAUAUAGUGCUCUCUGUAUAGUAAUUAAAAGUUGUAAAAGAGUAUAAAAUAUACUACUCACAUUAUUUAGAGCAGGCUUGUACUGCUCGAUGUAAGCGCUUGGGUGGUAUAAUCCCCACCUAUGGAUUCUUUAGGCUUCUUGUAAAAUAUGCAGUAUGUGUAUAGUCAGGAGAAAAAAGAAAGCAAAUGGCAAUAAAGUAUUAUAUGCCAAAAUAAUUUCUUUAUUAUAAAGUAGUAAAAAUAGUAUCUAAACGCGUUUCGCCUCAAGGGCUUCUUCAAGUAGAUAAUGGUAAAAAAGGGAACACGCCUGGCAUGCAAAGGUUUAUAUAAGAUACAAUAAUGCUAUGGAAUUUUGAAAUUCCCACCAAAAUGACAUCAUAGGAACCAUAAUAUUAUAGUGCAAAUCAAAACAAUGGUUAAAACUUAGAUUUCUGUAGAUACAAAUAACAUGAGGUAGGUACAUUAAUUAGAAAUAUAAAACGAGGGUUAUAAAGGGUUUAAAAUACAUUAGAAAGGCGAUUACGUGACGUGCGGCUAAAAACACUUCCAUGCUCUUUGGAACGCAUGCGUUCCAUCUAUAUGGAACGCAUGCGUCAUCAGGAGGUGGGAGGGCUGUCUCAUCUGAUCGGUUAAGGGGGGCAGGAGUACAGGAGGCAGAGAUCAGGCUGUUUGUCCUCACGAGCAGGCAGACAGCAAUAGAAACAGCACAUCUAAGUUUUUUUUAUACUUGGGUAAAGUUGUUCAGGAAGGGCAUUACCCUCUUUAGUGUUGGCCCGCUGAGGCCUUCUAUUUCAUUUGUACACCUCAUGAUAGUUUCAGUCAAAGACUGGAAAGAUGUCACUGAGGGUACCUUCCUUUAUCUAGUUGGUUGGAUAGCAGAGUUUAAUAAUGUUUUCGUCACUGAAGUUCACUUUUAAUAAUGUCAGGAGCUCUUCAAUAUAUGAUAAAUCUGUAUAAUUACAUUAGUUACCAAAGUACAAUUUAGCAUAUAUAUGGUGGCACAUUAUUUGGUGGUUGGUUUUAUCUGGGAUACUUUAGUCAGUGCAUUUUUACCAACUCAGACUUUGGUAAUUUAAUAAUUGCUUCCGACUCCACAGCACUGCCUGCCAGAAUAUUUUAAAGCGGCUCUGCCACCUCAAACUUGUCUUUCUCCUAUUGUUUCAUCUUCUCUUCCUCUUCAAGAAUUUGUUUUUCAUUUCUGAUUUGGCUCUAAAACAUAGGACAAAGUAUUGUGAUAAAGGGUGAUGUUUAGAGCAAACAUCUUGGGGGGUUGUCGUGAGGGGGGGAGGGGGGAUCUGCCGGGUCUUCUAUAGCUGAGAUUAUCAAGCUUGAUUAUGUCUUGACAUACAAUUGGCUGCAAACGCUGCACCAAUCAGCAUUUCCUCAUAGAGAUGCAUUGAAUCAAUACAUCUCUAUGGGGAACGUUCAGUGCCUCCAUGCAGAGCGUGGAGACGCUGAAUGUUGGUGGUGCACACUGUGCAGCACUGACACAGGAAGCGCCUCUAGUGACGGUCACAAGAGUUGUCACUAGGAAGCUAUAUUCUUUGAAAAGGCAGUGUUUACAUUGAAAGGUCUGCAGGGACAGGCUAUAGACACCAAAACCACUACAUUAAGCUGUAGUGGUCCUCGUGACUACACUGCUCAAAAAAAUAAAGGGACACUUAAACAACACAAUGUAACUCCAAGUCAAUCACACUUCUGUGAAAUCAAACUGUCCACUUAGGAAGCAACACUGAGUGACAAUCAAUUUCACAUGCUGUUGUGCAAAUGGGAUAGACAACAUGUGGAAAUUAUAGGCAAUUAGUAAGACACCCCCAAUAAAGGAGUGGUUCUGCAGGUGGUGACCACAAACCACUUCUCAGUUCCUAUGCUUCCUGGCUGAUGUUUUGGUCACUUUUGAAUGCUGUUGGUGCUUUCACUCUAGUGGUAGCAUGAGACGGAGUCUACAACCCACACAAGUGGUUCGGGUAGUGCAUAUCAUCCAGGAUGGCACAUCAGUGCGAGCUGUAGCAAGAAGGUUUGCUGUGUCUGUCAGCGAAGUGUCCAGAGCAUGGAGGCACUACCAGGAGACAGGCCAGUACAUAAGGAGACGUGGAGGAGGCCGUAGGAGGGCAACAACCCAGCAGCAGGACCGCUACCUCCGCCUUUGUGCAAGGAGGAGCACUGCCAGAGCCCUGCAAAACGACCUCCAGCAGGCCACAAAUGUGCAUGUGUCUGCUCAAACGGUCAGAAACAGACUCCAGAGUGUGGUACGAGGGCCCGACGUUCACAGGUGGGGGUUGUGCUUACAGCCCAACACCGUGCAGGACGUUUGGCAUUUGCCAGAGAACACCAAGAUUGGCAAAUUCGCCACUGGAGCCCUGUGCUCUUCACAGAUGAAAGCAAGUUCACAGUGAGGACGUGACAGAGUCUGGAGACGCCGUGGAGAAUGUUCUGCUGCCUGCAACAUGCUCCCGCAUGAACGGUUUGGCAGUGGGUCAGUAAUGGUGUGAGGUGGCAUUUUUUGGGGGGGGCCAUACAGCACUCCAUGUGCUCGCCAGAGGUAGCCUGACUGCCAUUAGGUACCGAGAUGAGAUCCUCAGACCCCUUGUGAGACCAUAUGCUGGUGCGGCUGGCCCUGGGUUCCUCCUAUUGCAAGACAAUGCUAGACCUCAUGUGGCUGGAGUGUGUCAGCAGUUCCUGCAAGACGAAGGCAUUGAUGCUAUGGACUGGCCCGCCCGUUCCCCAGACCUGAAUCCAAUUGAGCACAUCUGGGACAUCAUGUCUCGCUCCAUCCACCAACGUCACGUUGCACCACAGACUGUCCAGGAGUUGUCAGAUGCUUUAGCCCAGGUCUGGGAGGAGAUCCCUCGGGAGACCAUCAUCCACCUCAUCAGGAGCAUGCACAGGCAUUGUAGGGAGGUCAUACAGGCACGUGGAGGCCACACACACUACUGAGCCUCAUUUUGAUUUGUUUUAAGGACAUUACAUCAAAGUUGGAUCAGACUGUAGUGUAUUUUUCCACUUUAAUUUUGUGUGACUCCAAAUCCAGACCACCAUGGGUUGAAAAAUUUGAUUUCCAUUUUUUUUAAAUUUUGUGUGAUUUUGUUGUCAGCACAUCCAACAAUGUAAAGAACAAAGUAUUUCAGAAGAAUAUUUAAUUCAUUCAGAUCUAGGAUGUGUUAUUUUUGUGUUCCCUUUAUUUUUUUUGAGCAGUGUAGAAUGUCCCUUUAAGAAUUGUAUUUUAAAGUCUGGCUGCUAGAUUCAAAGCAAAUUUGUCAAGCCCUGCUUUAGUGUGUGCCAUUUUUUCAUGCUAGUCAUUUGUAAAUUUACAUUGCAAAUGCUUCACUUUUCUGGAUUUUUUUUUCUUCUUCACUGUGGUGGCUUCAUCAUCCCUCAUUGCAGUGCAUCAUUGUUGGCAAUCAAUUAAUUCAGAUUUGUUUGCAAAACGUGUGUGUGUGUGUGUAUAUGUGUGUGUGUAUGUGUGUAUAUAUAUAUAUAUGUGUAUGUGUGUAUAUAUAUAUAUAUAUAUAUAUAUAUAUGUAUAUAUAUAUAUAUGUAUAUGUGUGUAUAUAUAUAUAUAUAUAUAUAUGUGUGUGUAUAUAUAUAUAUAUGUAUAUAUACAUACAAUUUUUUACAAUUUAUUUAAUGUUAGUGUUGCUUAUUCUAUUGAGGCAGCAAGAAAGAUUCCCAGGCAUUCAAAGUGUGAAAGCCGCAGGUAGAUUUAUUGAAACAAAAGACCGCAAGUUUCGACCUACUGAGAGGUCUUUGUCAAGCUAACGUGACAAAGACCUCUCAUUAGGUCGAAACGUUGCUGUCUUUUUGUUUCAAUAAAUCUGCCUGCGGCUUUCACACUUUGAAUGCCUGGGAAUCUUUCUUGCUGCCUUGACGUGUUGGGAUUGCUGGUCCUGUCCCGGAGCACCGGUGGUCGCUGGGAGUGAGUGCGGUUCCUAUGAUCAAUUCUGCCUAUUCUAUUAAGCCUAAUAAGGCUCCUUUAAAAUUAUAAAUAACAAUUUAUCUGUAAUCCAGCACCAAGACGAUCUCAAAGAAGGCAGAGAGAGGCGAGACAUCAGUUCUGAUGAUAUCCAUUAAAUAUAAUGCUUCUCAUAGAAAUACAACAGGCACACAAUGGCGUAUGUGCAGCAAUUGCCAUGCUCUGCCAGUCUACUCACAUAUUUCUUACAGAGAAAUAUUGUGUCUAUUGUUUCUGUACGUAGAGAUGCUUUUGUGCCAGUCUGAGAACAGGAAUUAUCUGGCCUUUUGUGAAGUCACAAAUUUAACUUUGGCAUGUUCACAUUCAUCAGUUUUCAGAUAAAUGUGAAUCUGUUCCAAUAUGCUACAUAUAGUGGGGCUUGUUUUAUUAGUCAGCACAAGGUAUUUUAGCAAGAUAUGGUACAAUUUAAAAUUUUGCUUUUUUUUUCACCAGUUUUCUUGACUGCUAAUUAAAUUGACUUUCUGUUUCUAAUAGGUCGCAAUGGUGGAAGUUCAACUAGAUGCAGACCAUGUCUACCCCACUGGCCUCCUGGUUGCUUUCAGUGCCUGUACAACAAUACUCGUUGCAGUACAUCUCUUUGCCCUUAUGGUCAGUACCUGCAUUCUUCCCAAUAUAGAAGCUGUUAGCAACGUCCACAAUCUCAACUCCGUCAGAGAGUCUCCACAUGAACGAAUGCACCGUCACAUCGAACUGGCCUGGGCCUUUUCCACUGUUAUUGGAACCCUUCUAUUUCUUGCAGAAGUUGUGCUGCUUUGUUGGGUGAAGUUUCUUCCAGUUAACAGUCCAAAGUCAAUGGUCAAUGAUACAACUGGAGUUAGUCCUGGGAAAGCUGCAGCAAUAGCCUCAACAGCCAUCAUGGUCCCAUUUGGGUUCAUUUUUAUAGUGUUUGCUGUCCAUUUCUACAGAUCACUAGUUAGCCACAAAACAGACCGGCAGUUGCAUGACCUGGCAGAGCUGGCUCAACUUCAGGAUCAGUUGGAUCACAGAGGGGACUCUGCACAAUCCCCUGGUCAUUACCCAUAGUUGUUGAAAACCUUGUCUGUAAGGAAGUUACAAGAGUACACCCUUUAUCUUUAACUUUUCUUUUUUUUUUUUUUUUAAAACACACAAAAGAUGUGUGGCUUAAAUUUGAGGUCUCCAUGAAGUUUUUUUUCUUUUUGUUUUUUAAAUAAUUCACUGUAAUCAAUGUUUAAUACAAUGAAGAAGGCGAUAUUUAGCUCUUAAAUAUUCAGAGUAUAAAAGAAAAUUUGUAUAUUUAUACACUUCCAAUUUGCCAAAGAUUAUUCUACUGUAGAGUACAAGCCACCAUGGUUUUAAGGCUGUGUGCACCACACUACCCUUGUAAAUAAACCACAUGGAAAUAUUUACCCAUAAUCUGUUCUUAGUAGAAAUUGCAGGUUGGGGACCAGUGCUAAACUAAAUUGUUUAACUAUGUUUGAAGUGUGAAAUGUUACUGCAGAUUUUAUUUUAUUGUUAAUCACAAAACUACUGUUCCUGUUAGAACUCCUCUGUGAAAAGGCAAACAUUAUAUGACUUUGCAUGUCGCAAUUCCCAGGAGGCUCUCUGUUGCAUGCAGAACAAGAUGCAUCUAUAAAGAGUGAUAUUUUUUUCCCCCUCCCCCCUCCCUUUUUUUCUUACUUGCAAUGCAUGCUGAUAUUACAUAAGUGUGAGUCACUGGAUUGCUUUGAAUGCUGAAUAUAGUGUGUGUCUCCACAUGCAAGAUCCACAAUUACUAGCAAUUUGCUUUUUUUUUACUACUUUUAUUUAUAUUGGCAGAACUGAAAUGUAUAUUCCUCUUAAGUUUAUUUUGAUGUUGGAAGUGCCUUUAACGCACCAUUGGUGUUGCAUUGUUUCUCCAUGAACUGUUACAUUUUCCCUCUUGCUGUAUAUUCAACAUGCAUAUGACCAUUUAUAGCUAAAGCCAGCGUAGCUAACAGAUAGCUCUCAAGUUUUUAAGCUGCACUUUUCAUAAUUCUUAGCAUAUAUCUACUGCUAGGUGAGGAUCAUUGAACUUGUAGUUAAACAGCAGGAAACUUACAUGUUGGUUGUUAAUGGUUUAAACACUUAAAUUGUCAAUUGUCGGGGCAUGCUAAAAGCAUGCUUAUUUAAAAAUUUACCCGUUGACCAUAAAAGUGGAAAGCAACAAUACUCUUCCUUUAGAAGAAAAAUACAUUGAGGCAAAUUUUUGUCUACAUUUUUGCUGAUGCAAGAGUCACGGUUUGCUAAAAUGCAAUAGCGUCUUUGUUUUUUUAUUUUUUUGCCACUGUGUGCGAAGUUCCUCAUUGCUACUGAGUAUUUUUGCUCUUGGUAUACAACAUUGUGGUGUAAAAUGUCUUUGGUAAAAGUUAAAUAAUUUGCUUCAGCAUUUUUUUUAUUUUCUUUUUUUCGUAGUAUUUAAAUGCUCUUUUACAGAAAUAAAUCUUAAUAUGAAAUUGAGAUGUGUUGCAAUACUAUAAAUGUAUAGGCAGUGCCUUUCUUAAACUUACAUUCAUUUUAUUUUUUUGUUUCUGUGGUAGCAGCACAUGUUAAAAUACUUCCAUGUCACAGUAAAACAUUAUACUCCCUGCUGCCUGUUGGCUAAUAAUGCUUGAGAUGCUGACAUUCAUGCUUGCAGCUGCCAUUCAGAAGCAGUAAGACAACUUAUGGCUGCUCAGUACAGCAUAAAAUAUGUACAUGCCAUUGUAUCCCCAUAUUGCACUUAUCCUUAGAUUCUACCAAUGAAGCAAUGAUUUAAAAAGGAAAAGCAGUUAACAGUGGUAACCAUUUUGAAAAUAAGUGGAUAACAAAAGGGAACACGUAAUACAUAUGUAGUCUCUAGCUACUGGUUAUAGAUAGGGCUGGACAGAAUCUGUCAAUAAAUAUAAAUCACAUAAACAACUUUCUCUCUGCAAGAUAUCUUGCGCUUGCAUUAAUCGUACAAAGCUUCUUUUUAUACAGAAACUUUUUCAUGUGAGGUUUAAUAGGAACCUUCUCAGUUCUAUGGGAAGACAGAAAGCAAUAGAAUUUAUUUAUUUUUUAAACUGGGUAACAAAAUUGUAUAUUUGAACAGAUGAGUCAGCUGUGGGACACAGGAGAGUAGUCAGCCAGGAAAUCUGAGCCCAGAAAGCCAGUGUUGAUGUAUGGCUGGAGGUGGGCACUGCUGCUAAUGAAUACUACUUGACCCCUUGCAACGAGUUUUAGAAUAUGCACAGCCCAAUAGUGGACUUGCCCUGUCAGCUCUUAUCUGUUUCCACAACUGGGUGAAGACGUCACGCGUGUUCAUGCUAUUUAUAGAAAAUAUUUUACUGGAGGGGCCCAUCCAUUGAUUAUAAGAAUACCAUAUAGAAGAAAAGUGCCAUUUUCCUUUUUUUUUUCUCUUUAGAAUACAAUAUUUUCACGCACACUACUGUAGGGGAAGUAUUUUAUUUGUUAAUCAGUUUAUAUUAGACCUUUCUUGUAUUCCUAGUUCUGUUACAGAUGGCAUGCUACAUUAACUUUGGUUUAAAAAAAAAAAAAAAAACUGACAUGUUAUAUUGUCUUCACUUUGAAAAUCUGUAACACACAAAGUAACAGAUGUGGACUUACCAUCUUAUUAUUGUCAGAAAACCACUGUAUUAAGACGGACAUAUAAAAUUAUUUAAAUACAAACUUGACUAUAGAGUUGUCUAUAGGGAAUCUAUGUCUAGAAUAGAAAAUAUUUUGUACAAUGCACAAAUGUAUUACCUUUUUUAAAAUUCUUUUUAAGUAUGGCAAACUUCUCUAUGUUUUGUUUUGGGGUAUUUACCUGUUCUCCAAGGUGUGAAUACAAUAUUUCCCUUAAGGAAACACUGUAGGGUCAGGAAUACAAAUGUGUAUUCCUGACACAAUAGUAUUAAAACACAUUUUAGGUUGCUGACCCCACUUGCCUCCCUUUUAAAAAGGUAUAAAACGUACCUUUAUUCCAUUGCCUUAUGGUUCUCAUUGCGGCUGGCUGCACCCCUGCUCCUCCUCGGCUGAAAUCAUUCAAUUUGACAAUCUCAGCCAAUGCUUUCCCAUUUAAGAAAGCAUUGGGAGGCUUUGGAGCAUGUGCGGCAACAUGUAGAGCUGUGCCAAUUAACAUAAUCUUCUCAUAGAGAUGCAUUGAAUCAAUGCAUCUCUAUAGGGAGCGUUCAGUGUUUCCAUGCAGAGCAUUGUGCAGCACUGACUCAGGAAGCACCUCGAGUGGCAGUCUGAGUGACUGCCACUAGAGGUUUUCCUCUAGUGGCAGUCUGACUGCCACUAGAGGUUUUCCUCUAGUAAAAAGUCAGGGUUUACAUAAAAAAAAAAAAACCUGCAGGGACAGGCUGUAGACACCAGAACUACUACAUUAAGCUGUAGUUGUUCUGUUGACUAUAGUGUCCGUUUAACAUGCAAAAAACCAUAUCUUUGUAAGAAUGAUCUAUUGUACCCCUGAUCAACUGACCUUUCAAGUUAAAGGGACACUAGAGUCACCAAAACAACUUUAGCUUAAUGUAGCAGUUAUGGUGUAUAAGUCAGGCCCCUGCACUCUUGCUGUCCAAUUCUCUGCCGUAUAGGAGUUAAAUCACUUUGUUUAUGCAGCCCUAGUCAGACUUUCACAGCCUUACUAAACACCUGUAAAGUGAGAUGCAAUGUUUACACUUAUUUUAUUGCACAAUCUGUUUAAUUUAGAAUUUGUUUAUCUCCUGAACUGUUAAGAACUUGCAGGAGCCUCCUGUGGGUUCGGUUUACAGAACAGGAGUUAAAACCUUAACAUAUGAUUAAAAAUGAAACACUUUUUUUUUUCCUCCCAUGUAUGCUGUGUUACAACCAAGGGAGGUGUGGCUAGGGCUGCAUAAGAAGAAACCAGCAUGUUUUAACUCCUAAAUAGCAGAAAAUUGAUUGAGCAGUGAGACUUCACAGGCAUGAUCUAUACUCCAAAACUGUUUCAUUAAGCUAAAGUUGUUUUGAUUACUAUAGUUUCCCUUUUAAGAAAAGGCCUUAAACUUUAAUCUGUAUGAUUUUUAUGCUGCGGUGAGCGACACAGUUCUUUAAACAAUCAGACUGCUCUUUGUACUAGGUUUAUGAUUAAGAAUAUAUUUCCCAGGGAUGUAUGUGGUUCAUAGGUCGCAAGCUGUGAUGGUGAAUUUGAAUAUUAAACUGCUUGUAUUUGUAUAAGUCUUUGGGCUGUGCUAUUUGAAUAAUGUCAGCCAUAUGUUAUUAAUGCUGGUCAACUCUGUUGCUGAUUUGCAUUAUUUAUUAUAGUUGAUUGAUCGUGCAUCAAAAGGAUCCUAAGUGCUAGAUUUGAUCAUUAAAAGGUAUAACAAAGGCUAGAUAGGGUACAUUGUAAAAGGGACUAGCAAGAAUUGGGUUUGUAGUAGACUAACACCAAAUAUAUGUAUUGGUAAUUUUUAUAUAUAAUAUUAUGGGGGCAUUGGAAUAUUUUCCAUCAUGUUAAAGGGAUACUCAAAGGAUAGAAAUGUAAUCACCUAUUAUGGUACAUUAUAUAGAUAAUGCAAUUAAAACAAAAAAAUACUCUAGCUAAAAUCUUUGCUGCUGUUAAGUCGCAUUACUCUAUCUGCAGACAGUUCCCUCCCGAACCAGGAAGAGAGUACAACAAAUAAGUUUCUCAUUCUGGCUUAAUGGCUUUCUUUCUGAUCACUUAAACCACUAUUUAUCAAAAAGUUUAUGUUGAUAAAGGUGUCUUCUCCGUUCCAAAACCAGCUUAAUGUUUAACACUGCCUUUUUUCCCCCUUCAGAAUAGGAAGUGUUCUGGUGCACAGAGACUGGCCUUAAAGACUCUCAAAUGCGAACACUUCCUAUUCUGAAAAACAGGCAGUGUUGACAUUGCCUCCUACGACCACCACUAGUUCAGACAGCCAUUAGAUGGGCUUCCUGGUCCGGUCAUGCAAUCUGUGCAGCUUCCCAUAUAGAUGCAUGGAGUUAAUGCAUCGCUACACAUAUGUGUACUAGCCCUCCAACACUUUCAUGUGGGAAGUAAUGAUGAUCUCAGCCAGGGAAGGAGUGACAGAGGCAGUUGAACUGGGGAAUAUAAGGUAAAUUAAAUGUAAUUAUUGGGAAGAGGGGGUUGGCUGCUUAAUAUAAAUAAAUUUAAAAGCUCAAACACAGUGACUGUUGCCACUUUAUCCUCAGCCCUGUUAACUAUUUUGUGAAUAGGGCUGUUAAAAGCAUUUGACCAAGCUGAUGUACUGUAUGCACAUGGGCACAGUUUUGGCUUUCUCUGGGAGCAUGACAGGAAGAGAUAUACAUGUCAGUGGAGGAAGUCAAAUGCACUGUGGUUUUAAACCACUUUGCAGGAAGAUAGGGAUUGGUUAGGGGAAUGGCUAUUAUGCAUCAUGACCUGAACAAUGAACAUUAGUUAUGAUGCUCAUUAACCUAAAGGGACACUGUAGUCACCAGAACAACUACAGCUUAAUAUAGUUGUUCUUGUGAGUAUAGCUAGUCCUUGCAGCCCUUUUGCUAAAAAAUAAAAUAUAUAUAAACUCAGAUGGCUACUAGAGGUGCUUCCUGGGGCAGUGCUGCCACUGUGCAGCACUGACUUUCAGCGUCUCCAUGCUCUGCAUGGUGAUGCUGAACUUUCCCUAUAUGCAUCUCUAUGAGGAGAUGCUGAUUGGUACAGCUCCACCUUCUUGACAAUCUCAGCCAAUCCAUUGCUUUUCCUAUUGGAAAGCAUUGAAUUGGCUGAGAUGAUCAAUUCUGAUGAUGCCAACCAAGGAGGCAGAUCUGAGGCAGAGCUGGAUCUGGCAGAGAGGUUUUUGUUUACCUUUUAAGGGAGGGCAAGCCAACUAGAUUGUCGUUUUAACACUAUAAGGUCAGAAAUAAGUGUUCCUUACACAAGCAGGCCCUCUAACUGAAGUGGCCUGGGUGCACUGGCCCUUUAGUUUUGCAGAGGCAGUAAUCUACAUGAUGCGAACAUUAUAGUGUUCAUAAUACAUGUGUGUAUUACUAAUGCUAUAGUGUUACUUUAAAAAGUAGUGAUGUUAUUGUGGUCAUCUUUAAGCUAAUUGGGGCUGAGCUAUAUCUUGUAUUUUAUAUAAUACAGGGUGCUCUUUUAAAGAAUUGAAAUGCAUUUUACAAAAAUAUUUGUUAAAAGGAUCACAUUUUGUGUACAUUUCAUAUUUUUCAUGGUGCCUUAAGUCCCUGGUCCCGUGUUUGCUUUAUUCACUCCCUGCCAGUUACCAGCUGGAGUUGGUUAAAAUACAAUUGAAUAACAUUUUUAAAGUAUUUGAUACUGUGAAGAAAGGUCAAGUGCUUUGAAGUCCUUAAAUUAUACUAUUGAACAUUUUUUUUUUUUUUGUAAUAUAGUGUGUUCAACACACCACUAAUCUUUAGUUAGCUAUAAAUAUGUGCACCAAAUGGUGCCUCCCACUUUGUACUUACUUGCAGCUUAAUUUUGCUUUCUGUUUGAGAUAAAAUGAGUUGUCUUCAGUUAAAUCUGGAUGCAGCCUUUUAAGACUUAGAGACACUCUAAGUGCCAAAACCACUAUAAUCCAUAGUAGUGAGUAUGGUGCUAGGUGACUAUGUCCUGGCUCCUUGCUUGCCAGACUGCUAAUGCAAAAUGUGCACUUGUACACUAGCAAUGUCAAUGCAAUUCAGAUUGGAUGGCAUUGAUUGGCUGAUAGUGUCAACUGACACAAUAAGCUGUUGUGGUGCUUAGACAACUUUGCAUAUAUAUCUAGGUGUUACUGAUAACUUUAAUAUGGGUGGUUAAAUCUUAUCCAUUGAUAGAAUUUUUUUUAUCUACUUAAUUCAAGAAAAUAAUAUGCUUUGAAGGGCAAAACAUUCUCAGUUUAUAUGCCGUGCUAUGCCUCCAUUUCCUAUAUAAUUGCAGUGGAUGAUGGUAAUUGAAGGAACAACUUUUUUCUAAAGUCACAUAUUGAUUUUACUGAAACUGACCAGGAAUGGGUUAUAAUAUGAACAGAUUACUUUGAAUUCCUUUCUGUUACUGCUUUGGCUAUGCAUUGUGGGAUCAUACAGAAUGCUAUUGUUUUAGGAUUUCCUUUUUAAUUCGUUUUUGUUUUAACCAUUUGAAUUAAAUAAUGGAGUGUUCAGCUCCCAUGCGUUACUGAAAACGCUUUCCCUUUUUCCCCAAGUGGGUUAACACAUAACAUUUGGACUGCAAUAUCAUAAACACCGAAACCAUGAAGAGGUAACUUGUCUCCUAACAACAUAAUAAAGAUUUAUAUUCUUUUUAUUAAAUUGUGUCGCUUUUAUAUACCUAUAUAAUUGUGUUUUGAGAUUGAUCAUAAAAUGG
Messenger RNA from Pelobates cultripes (western spadefoot toad), 17787 nucleotides. The record is from the annotation of a GenBank genome assembly. Lineage: Eukaryota; Metazoa; Chordata; Amphibia; Anura; Pelobatidae.